AUGGAGGCUAUCAUGGAUCGUAGCACCUUUACAUCCCCGGCUGUCAAGCGCCAUAUCCAGUCCAAGCGCGGAGCCAUUCGACGCCGUGGUGCCAACUAUUUCAUCAGGUCUACCGCGAAGCGCUUGGCCGAGUCUCCAAACCUCGCCUAUCAUCAGCUCGCCUACCCGUCCAACUAUCCCUGCCUCACCGGUGCCAAGAAGGCCUGCCGAAAGGACGGAGGCCCCGUAGAGGGACCUCGUCCUCUCCGAUCGCAGAUUGAGAAUGAUCUUCGUCAGGUCGUCUUCUCCCAUGCUUCGGCAACCAGGCGCGAGCACCGUGUGCCGAGGGUAUCACCUCGCAAAGAGGCAGAUGAGGGCCGGGAGCUCGCCCGCAGCGCCGUUGCGCUACCAAGUGAUGCGCAUCGACUUGUAAGACGGCCCAGCUUGGAGCGCGAGGAGGCUUUCCGUGUUGCAAGCACCGCCAAGGGCAAAGUUCACACCCGCGCGUCUCCCGAGAGCGACGAUGCGCAGGUUGCUGAGCUCUACCACCAGGGCCUGCUCUACGAUGCCGAGGAACAGCGCCCUGAGGAAGUCUUCAAUCUCAACAGCAUUCAGCAUGAGGACCCUGUGUAUACUAUUCGCCCUGCAAAGCGUGGUCGCAAGUCAAAGAAGGGCGGCAAGCCUGCUGCUCUCACCCUCUCCUUUACCGACCUUGGCGACUACAGCACCAAGGCCUCAACAACCCACCUUUCAACCGCUGAUGAUUCAAGUAUCAGCGAAGCGUUCCCUCCUUUGAGGGUAGUCUACGAAAACGACGCGUCAAAUCCAUCGUUUGAUGUGGAGACAUCUCAGCCGCCAGACUUGACGAUGGACGAUAUCUCUGAUUAUGACUAUUUCUCUGACGGCGAACUUGACGACGAUGUUCCUUCUCAGACGGAGAUUUUGGAAAACGCAAACAACCCGUCCGCAGAAAACUGGAUCAUGCUAGGUUGA
Messenger RNA from Trichoderma gamsii, 972 nucleotides. RefSeq lists its product as hypothetical. The coding region runs from base 1 to 972 and encodes 323 amino acids. The transcript has a single exon. The record is from RefSeq and is a predicted model, not a curated record. NCBI's taxonomy places the organism in Eukaryota, Fungi, Ascomycota, Sordariomycetes, Hypocreales, Hypocreaceae.